AUGGCGGGAUGUUCCUCUGCGUCAAUUUUAUGUUUCCUACUAUAUUGCGUCCUUACCACCAUCAACGCGUCGCCGCUUGUUCAAUCUCAGUACGCUUCGGCAGCCUCAGCCCAUCCCCAUCAGUAUAUCUUGAGCCCAGACUUCGAGAUUACCGACAAACCGAAAACACGUAAAUACACCUUUCAUGUCACCGAGAGCACAGCCGCUCUAGAUGGUUUCCUGCGACCGGUGUUGGCCAUCAAUGGGCAGAUACCAGGUCCCCUGAUCGAGGCGAAUGAAGGUGAUCAUUUGGAGAUCACCGUCGUAAAUCAAAUGUCGGUUGGAUUGACCUUACAUUGGCAUGGUAUCUAUCAGGCGAGUACCCAACUUCACAGUGUUACCCAAUGUCCCAUUCCUGCCGAUGGUGGAAGUUUCACGUAUACAUUUGAUUUACAUGGGCAUUCUCAUCACCAGAAUUUGAUGGCUGACGGGAUAAAUGGCCCAUUGAUCAUCCAUUCACCACGAGACCCACUUAAAAGGCAUGUUGAUUUUGAUCAGGACGUCGUGUUAAUCCUAGCGGAUUGGUAUCACAACACUUCGACCGAUAUUGUUGAGCACAUGCUUAGCGAGGCUGGUUACUUUGGCACCCCAGCAGCCCCCGGCCCUAACUCUGCACUGAUUAACGGUAUCGGCGAAUGGAAUUGCUCGCAAGCGAGUAAAGCACAGCAAUGCAAACAAAUAAAUCCCCCACCGGAAUUUACGUUCAAGGCCGGAGACAAGAUAAGAUUUCGCCUUAUAAACGCCGGCGUUCAUGCUAUGUUCUUCUACUCCGUCGAUGAGCACACCCUAAACGUAACAGAGGCUGAUGGGACCGGAGUAUAUGGCCCUCCUGCUCUCCAUCGUGUUUGGCUUCAUAACGGACAAAGGUAUUCGGUGGUUAUCAAAACAAAGAAAGAAGACGCUGGCAAAAGCUUCUACUUGAGAGCCACGAUGGAUUCGGAUUGUUGGGCGUGGGUUCCGGAUGACAUUCAGCUCACUGGUUUUGGAAUCCUCAGGCUGGUUGAUGAUGAGUCAAAAAUAAAGAAAAUAUCCCAAUCUCAAACUCGACCGCAGACAAAGGAUUGGCCAGAUGAAAUCUUGGGAGACUGUAUUGACCUUCCGACCAGUAGUCUGGUUCCAAUUUUGAAGGAAAGCGUCCCCAAUUCAGUAGUUGGUUCUGGAAGCUUCAAGGCUGGAUUUGGCUUUCAGUUUAUCAAUAAUACUGCACUACAUCUAACCCGUGCUCAAGCGGUCAAGUUAGCCCAAAAAGUCAAUGCUAGCAGCUUGUCUUUAACCACCAAUCCACGAACGGAAGAGCUCCAAACAACUAACGACACUGCCAGCUUUCUGAGAAACGGAACCGCUCGGACCUUACUCAACGCGCGAAGCAAAUCGGUGGAAGGGCUUUGGAACCUAGAUGAAUCUGAAUCACUGACUGCCUUGGCCAAAAGGCAAGUGUCAGUCGGUCAGAAGAAUCUACCGCCCGGGAAUAGAACAAACAUGCUAGGAAUCACCCGCACAGGAGGCCCUCCUCCUACGCCUGCGGGCACGAUCGGGAAAUUCUUUCUGAAUAAUAUCAGCUGGACGACAUAUCCAUACCGACCGGUGCUGCACGAUUUGACACCCGGAGGAGUGGGAGCUGUCAAUGGCUCUAACGUAGCAAACGUCAUAUAUCCUACCUCAGAAUGGUACGAUCUGUAUCUGGCCAACAUAGAUCCUGCAGGGAGUCAUCCUUACCACCUGCACGCGAUGGACAUGCAUAUCGUUGCCGAGGGGAAAGGCUUACCUACUCCCGAAAACCUUGCGAAGGUGUCCUAUAAUACGGCCAAUCCGCUCCGAAGAGAUACGAUUGUCGUACCCCCAGCUUCAUUCACAGUAAUUCGACUUCGCGCUGAUAUUCCGGGUGCUUGGAUCGUCCACUGUCACAUUGGAUGGCACAUAGCUGCUGGCUUCGCCGGUGUGGUAAUUGUACAGCCAGAUGUGAUCAAACAAUUCCAAAUUCCAAAGAAGAACCUGGAUCUCUGCGAGGCUCGAGUAGGACCACUAGAUACGAUCGAACCCGGAUUGUAG
Messenger RNA from Puccinia graminis f. sp. tritici CRL 75-36-700-3, 2088 nucleotides. RefSeq lists its product as uncharacterized. Gene Ontology annotation, molecular function: copper ion binding; oxidoreductase activity. The transcript is spliced from 14 exons. The record is from RefSeq and is a predicted model, not a curated record. Bases 1 to 2088 code for a protein of 695 amino acids. Lineage: Eukaryota; Fungi; Basidiomycota; Pucciniomycetes; Pucciniales; Pucciniaceae.